UCGGAGCCUGAUUGGGCGGUUAGCUUCACCGGGUUCUCUUUGGUGCGUGCCUAUGGUUACCGGCGUGUGAGAGGAGCCGAGGAGGGGGCGCGCUUGGAACCUGCUCGAAGAGACCCCCCCAUCCCGCCAUGUCACCCCGCUCCCUCGGCGGGCUUCUGCUGCUGCUGCUGUGCCUGCUCGGAGACGCCGUCGCCGGGUGAGCGGAGGGGAGCGGGAAGGGACCGGGAGGAAACGGCGCCGUCCCACCGGUAUUGGCAGGUGGCCUCGCGGUUGGGUGGAGCCCCCCUGCUCCCCUCGUCCCUCACUGCCGCCCAGGGGGCUUCGUCUCGCCCGCCCCUCGCCGCCACCUCUCCGCUUCCUCACAGGGGCAGCUCUCGCCUUCCUCUUCCCACGCGAGGCGGGUGGUCCUGUCCUCCCCUUCCCCGGUUACAGCCGUUAUGGCUCCUCCCCCCCCCAACCCAGGGUGACCGGGAAGCAGGCCGGUUUUGCUGCCGCUUUCGCAGCUUGUGCAGACGAGGGAGUUUCGGUUGGUUGGUACAGUGGUACCUCAGGUUAAGAACUGAAUUCGUUCUAGAGGUCUGUUCUUAACCUGAAAUUGUUCUUAACCUGAGGUACCACUUUAGCUAAUGGGGCCUCCUGCUGCCACUGCGCCACCGCCACACAAUUUCUGUUCUCAUCCUGAAGCAAAGUUCUUAACCCGAGGUAAUAUUUUUGGGUUAGCGGAGUAUGUAACCUGAAGCGUAUGUAACCUGAGGUACCACUGUAUAGUCGUGUAUUUCUGCCUGUGGUUCGGGGUAUCAGAGUUAUCUGGCCAGGACUGUGUUGAAAGCCCUGUUCAGCCACGGGCCACGCUCACCCUAGCCCACUCCGCAGGGUUGUUGUUGUGAGAGAUUGGAGGAAGGCCUGCGCCCACUGCCUUGGGCUCAUUUGAGGAAAGGCAGGUUAUAGAUGUGGUACGUGGCACAGAAGUAGGUGCUGCCCUUCACAUUGCGUUGUUGUACAGGUUGAGAUGCUAGUGCACUGGGAACAGGCAGGAACUGAAUGGAGGCCAGUACACUGUGGCCCGAUCCAAAAAAAAGGGGGGGGAGGUACUGUUGGGGACGUGUUUGUCUCCUCUGAAGGAACAGGUUCACAGCCUGGGGGUAGUUGAUCCAUCAUUAUCAAGGUGCAGGUUGUUGCUGUCAUUGAGCACCUUUUACUGACUUAUCCAUGCUCUGAUAACCCUCAGAUUAGACAACUGUGAUGCAUUAUUACAGGAUCCAGUAACCUCCUGAGAGGGACCUCCCCCUACAUUGUGCUGUCUCAGCUUUGAAGUCUGCCAGGGAGGCGCUUUUGGUAAUAUUGUUGAGUAAGGUUUGGGAGUCUGGUUCACCAGAAGGCUUUUCCGGCAAUUGCUACCUGCUUGUGAAACACACUGUCCCAGACGUUUGACUGAUGCCAACACUGAACAUUUUUCAGCACAGGCUGAAGACCUAGCCCUUCUUCCAGGUCUUUUGAGUAUGUUAGGUGUAAGAACCUGUAUGGUUUGAUAAUGAUAGGUAGAUUGAUCAAUUGUUUUAGGGUUGCACUGUAUAUUUUCUUUUAUCCUCUUGUUGGUUUCAUCUAAUUUUAGAGGUUGUUACUUGUCUUGAGGUAAUUUAAAAUGGAUGGAAGGAUACAAAUUUAAUUUAAAAAAUUUAAAAAUACAUGUUGAGACAGUUUAGAAACUACAACUGCUAGAUUGCUAGCUGGGACUAGGCAUUAUGAUAAUGUAUGCUUGUGCUUCAUCAGUUGCAUUGGUUCCAAAUCUAUUUCAAGGUCCAAUUCAAAGUGCUGGUUCAAGCCCUUUAUGAUACGGGGCCCAGGGUACAUGAAGGACCGUUUAUCCUUGUCUGCCUAUCUGUACAUUAAUAUUUUCAUAGCUGGUCCUUAGGUCCUUAUUUAGGUUCCCUGCCAUCUGAGGUACAGUUGGGUGAAUAUUGGGGAAAGGGCCUUCUCAGUGGUAGCCUCCCCGUUGUGGAAUGUUCUCUCAGGGAGACUCACUCUGAUGUCAUUUUAGGUUCAGGGAAAGGCCUUGUUGUUUCUCAAGACUUUUUAAUUCAGAUUGAUCCAUUUUAUCUUGGUUGGGCUUGUUUUUAUGCCUUUUCUAUUUGUAUUAUUUUUAUAUAUUUUGAUUUGUUUUAUUGUGAAUUGAAAUUUUGCCAGUCACCUGGUUACACCACUUCGGGAUCGGUGUGAUUAAGCUGUGUACAAUUUUUUGAAAUAAUUAAAAUAUAUAAAAAUAUAAAUCUAUAAUAAAUAAAGUACAGGAGCAUGCUAUUGAACACAGGGUGUCUUACUUCUGAGUAAAUAAAUAUGUGUAGGCUUGCCCCAAAUGACAUUGAAUAAAGAUAAGGUCUGGGAACUCCAAGAUAAAACACAGCCAGUGUUAGUUUGAGUGUAACUUAUGUUUGCUUGUCCCUUCUCGUGACGUUGGUUGAGAAUGUACAGUAUCAUAAAUCCCACAAGUAAAUUCACUUAUUUGUUAGCUUAUACAUUCCUUUCUAUUGAAAUUGCAAUAAACAGGGAAGCUUACACAAUUAAAAUAAAUGCCUGUGGCCUGAUACAGCCACUUUAUUGGAGCUAAGUAUGUCUGGGUUUGGCUUGUUUCCAGAUGAGCGUGUGUCUUGCAACCCCAUGUACACGACUUGGAGUUCCGUAGUGGAAGAAAGGCAAUAUAUAAAUUUACCUAAAUAAAUAAUAAAUGCCUAACAUAUAUAAGUCUACUAAGACUAUACUGUAUUAAAAUAAUUCAGUCCAUCUGGCCUAAAGCCUACUGGACCACAAAUGUUUUCAAUAAAUGGCAGAAGCUUAAGAGUGGGGACCAAGCAAGCCUUCUGUUUUUCUUUUCACUGUAAUUGUGUAUUUUUGGUAACACCUUUUAUUUCAUAUACUUCACAUUCCAUUUUAUUUGCAUCCGUUUUCUGCCAAUGUAUUCAAAGGGGUAUCCAGUUUAAAUACUAAUGUAUGCAUGCCUACACACAAACACACUAUUGUAGCCUCCUUAUCACAUCAGCUCCUUAAUUUUUGCCUUUGUUUCUCUUCUUUUUUCUUUUCCCUCAGGGGACACAGGCAUUGAGUAGACACUUGGGAAUAUGCAUAUUAUUAAUGUGUAGAUUAAGACCGCAUAGUACAUUUAUAGGACAAUCUUAAGCUUUUUUACUCUGGAGUAAAUCUCACUGUGUUCAGUAGGGCUUACUCCUUAGUACGUGUGUUUAGGGUUGCACUAUUAGAGAGAGACUGGCUGUGUAUAUGGCAUGUGGUUUUCAGUGAGCUCACGUUUUAAAAACAGGACCUUCCCUUCAAGUAUUCUCUGGCUGAAAGUUCUAAUACAUCCUUGGAGGCACCAUUUCUGUCAUUCUCUGGAUGCCAUGCUUGUAGAGCUUUAUUACAAGUUAUAAUUGUUGUGGUAAGCAACAAUAUUGGAGGGGAAGAAGGAAACGGAGCCCUCCUGCUGUUCUCUAACUUGUAGCCUGAGUAUGUGGUCGCAUUAAAGGAAGAAGAUGCACAACAAUAACUGGCUUCAUUUUUCUUUUAGGAGAGAUUUCUACAAGAUCUUGGGGGUGCCCCGUAGUGCAUCUGUUAAAGACAUUAAGAAGGCCUACCGAAAACUCGCCCUGCAGCUUCACCCUGACCGGAAUCCUGAUGAUCCACGUGCGCAGGAAAAAUUCCAGGAUCUUGGGGCUGCCUAUGAGGUUGGUGUAUUUGGGGAAAGUCUGUGCCCAACUAGUGCACCCAUUGCUUUCUCUGUUUCAAUAUUUGCUGUUUAGUAAAACCUUAGCAGAGUGAGCAGUAAGUAGACAAUGUCUUAAGUCAACUACAGCAUGGUUAUGAUAGAGUGUCAUUAACAGGCAUUCCUAGAAAGUCAUCUCCAUCCCCUUUCCUAUCAUUCAUUUCUUUGGGAUAAUUUAUAGACACACCUAUACAGUCAUACCUUGGAUCCCGAACGCCUUGGUACUCGGACAUUUUGGCUCCCGAAUGCCGCAAACCUGGAAGUGAGUGUUCCGGUUUGCGAACGUUUUUUGGAACCCGAUGUCCAAUGGGGCUUCUGCAGCUUCCAGUUGGCCAAUCAGAAGCCAUGCUUUGGUUUCUGAAUGUUUUGGAAGUCGAACAGACUUCUGGGAUGGAUUCCAUUCGACUUCCAAGGUACGGCUGUAUUUGAAAAUGGUCUGUAAAUGGUUUUAAGUUUGGCAAACAGACAGAACACAGAGAUUUUUUACUGUUGUUUUUACAUUAGCAACAAAAUGUAUCAUAUCUGUAUUUUAUCUGUGCCAAAUUAACAUGCUCUACCAAUUGUCUUUAAAUUGACAUAGUGAAAGGACUUCUUGAAGUUAAUGGCUGGUUAACAAAAAAUCAUUAGCUUGUUGGUUGGCCUGUUAUUGUGCUUUUUGGGAGCAUAGGUGAAGGAUUUAUUUAACAAAAUUUAUAUAAUGCCUGCUCUUUUUUUAAGCCUGUAAAGAAUUUACAACAAAAGAUUUUACAGUGGUGCCUCGCAAGACGAAAUUAAUCCGUUCUGCGAGUCUCUUCGUCUUGCGGUUUUUUCGUCUUGCGAAGCACGGCUAUUAGCGGCUUAGCGGCUAUUAACAGCUUAGCGGCUAUUAACGGCUUAGCGGCUUUAAGAAAAAGGAAACAAACUCGCAAGAACUCACAAGACGUUUCGUCUUGCGAAGCAAGCCCAUAGGGAAAUUCGUCUUGCGGAAUGACUCAAAAAACGGAAAACUCUUUCGUCUAGCGAGUUUUCGUCUUGCGAGGCAUUUGUCUUGCGGGGCACCACUGUAUAUUUAGUCCAAAUGACAUCUCCAGGGAGCCCAAAGUGAGCACAGUUGUCAGGCGUGAUUCUUGUAUUUGCAAAUACUAGUCCAAGCUAAUGUACAAGUGGAGAUUUUAGUGUUAGAUAGGCCAUGCCUGGCUUUCUGGUUCACCUUCCUGAUACAGAUAAAAAAGCACACUGGCCUAACCACUGAAUGACACGUUACAGGAAUUAAACUCAGGAAUGUUAUUGGCAGAGGGAGGUAAACAGAUGAAAUUCUAAACAUUUUAUGCAUUGCUCAUGCCUCAUGUUCCUGCUAGCUUUUUCUGGAUAGCCAGAUCUCUCUUUUCUGAAUUGAAGAACAGGAAUCCCCUUUUGACAGUCACACAGUUUUUCCAUUGCUCUGUAAAUUCAAUGAAUCAAGAUACUUGAACAGGCUGCAGCAUGGAAUGCACAGUAGUGUGGUUGGCAGGAAGAGAACUCUAGAGAAAUAAGAACUAUUGCACUAGGAGCUUGCAAGCUAGCUUUAUCUAGUUGACCGCUUCUUAUGCUGAAAUUAAAGUCUGCAGUAUGUUAUUAAAUAUGCAAUUAAUCACCCUAACCCUAACUUGCCUGUUGCUAAAUUUUGUAUGACUUGCUUUUGUGUAAACAUAGGAUUGGGGUGCAAAUAAUAAUAAUAAUAAUAAUAAUAAUUUUUAUUUAUACCCCGCCCUCCCCAGCCAAGGCCGGGCUCAGAGCGGCUUACAAGCAAUAAUAAAAACAAAUUGAAUGAUUACAACUUAAAAACAAAAUUAAAAUACCACAUUAAAAUAUGGAAAUGUUAAAAUGUAGCCUCAUCGCAGGAGGAGAAGGAAAGGAAAAAAGAAAGAAAGGGAGGGAGGGAAUCAAAUUGGCUCCAAGCCAAAGGCCAGACGGAACAACUCUGUCUUACAGGCCCUGCGGAAAGAAAUCAGAUCCUGCAGGGCCCUGGUCUCAUGAGACAGAGCGUUCCACCAGGCCGGAGCCAGAGUUGAAAAGGCCCUGGCUUCCUUAGGGCCCGGGACCACUAGGGUGUUGCUAGUGGCUUGAGGCUCUCCGUGGGGCAUACCCCACGGUCCCGUAGGUACGAGGGUCCUAGGCCGUGAAGGGCUUUAAAGGUCAAAAGCAGCACCUUAAAUCUGACCCUGUACUCUACCGGGAGCCAGUGCAGUUUGAAAAGCAGUGGGUGAAUAUGCUCCCGUAGCAGAGACCCCGUGAGGAGCCUCGCUGCAGCAUUCUGCACCCUCUGGAGUUUCUGGGUCAGCUUCAAGGGCAGCCCCACGUAGAGCGAAUUACAGUAGUCAAGCCUGGAGAUGACCAUCGCAUGGAUCACUGUGGCCAGGUCGGGGCGGGAAAGGUAAGGGACCAACUGCUUGAUGCGGCGAAGGUGUAAAAAUGUCGCCUUGGCUGUUGCUGUGGAAAGGGAGGAGUCAAGGAUUACACCCAAACUCUUAACGGAAGGCAAUGGCACUAAUUGGGCCCCCGCAAGAGAAGGGCAUACAUCUUCUGAUGAUAAAGUAUGGACAAUGAAAAAAUGUUUUGUAAGCCCUUCUACAGCUUUCACUGUAUUACAGGUUGAGAAUGGAAACCAGUGACUGUUGCUUAUCUCAUCUACUGUUGCUUAUCUCGUCAAAUUGUUGUUUAAAUAUUUGUAUAUUUGGUUAUAUCAAAAAGUGUUGCUCAACUGACAAUAAAGCUUCCAUUGUUAAAACAAGGAGAGAAGCAAUUUUUUGUGAUUUCCCCCCCUCCCCCUGCACCCACCCUAAAUCUUCUCUGGAGGAUCCUCCAACCUUCUAGAGCCCGAGGGAGAGGGGGUUGCCAGUGGGAAAUUGCCAAAAAAUGUUUCUUUGCUCAUUCUGCUAAUUGAAACCUUACUGGCAGCUGAGUGACAAUAUUGGACACAAUCCAUUGUUCAUAGGUUUUAUAAUGCUGAGUCUCCAUGCAGUUCUAAGAAUAACUGCAUUCAAAAUCUUCCAUCAGCCUUAAGACAUCAAUUGCAAUCAAGCAAACAAACAUUUUAGGCUGCCAUAAGGCCACUGCUGAAGGCAUUUCCCUGACAAAAAUCAGUGGAACGUGUUUCCACUUGACGUGGAAUCAAUUAAUACCAGAUUUCACUGCUUUGUAACAGUUAUGUUAAAGUUUUGCCUGAUACGUAGAUGCACACUGUUAUCUCCUGCAGGUAUUGUCAGAUGAGGAAAAGCGAAAGCAGUAUGAUGCAUAUGGAGAAGAGGGAUUGAAAGAGGGUCACCAGAGUUCUCAUGGAGAUAUUUUUUCACAGUAAGUCUGUUUUAUUUCUCCAACAUAUUUGCACAACAUUACAAGCUUUACAGUGAAGGGAUAUCAUUGGUAGUUCAUUGCAGCCAACACUAUUGCUGUAGUUUAUUGUCUUCAGGUUAUUCUCUGGCUUCUUUCAUAAUGAGUGACAUGUGCAAGAAUAUAUUACAGCAAUAGAAGUCUGUCAUGGUGAGUAGACACUGCACUGAAUCCAUAUCACACAAGUGAAUAUUCCUUUUAAAAAAAAUCAGCUAUAGAAGAGGCAGGGAAGAGUUAAGUCCCUUGUGACUGGGAAGACAGAACCAAUUAAAUUUAUUUCUGCUGGAGCAAACACUUCCAGGGGGAUCUGAAAGUCAAACUAGAAUGUCUGAAUAUCAGUUUCUUGAUUGGUGUGAAUGGGUCCUCCAUGUGGACAUUUUCAUCCUCCUUAUGAGGAGAGGCCCAACAUUGGCUCAGUUCACAUGCAAGGGGUAUGCCAAGGCAGGACAGUUAUUUUGCAAGUUCCAGAUAGUGAAAGCAAAGUCAGAAAACACUCACAAUUCUCUGGCCCCUGGGUCUGAUUUUUCCCCAAUGCUUUCACACCUUGCUUUGGGAUAGUGUUAAAGUUUUCCUCCAAAUAUCAAGGCCACUUGAACAGAGAUUACCUUGUUUGCUUCAUUUUGGCAGAAACAUAUUUGGUUCUUGGAGCUGUUAACCCUCUAGACACAGAAGCCAUGGCAGAGUUCACAGUGGCUCUCCAUUUCCAACAUGUAUCAUGCCUUCCUAUUUCCAAGGCACAGCAGCCUUUUGUUAUCAUGUUAGCAGUUCCAAAUAAUUUUCUGGAGGUAGCAUGUGAAUAUGCUUAAUAAAACUCUGCAGCUCUCAGAAGCAAUGUUAAAGCUGAGAAUAUCAGUGGUUUUAUGUAAGAUGCUCUGAAACAAGGUAAAUAUAUUUAAAAUAGUUAAAUAAAAAUCAGUAAGCCAGCUGUAUAGUUUUCCCUGUCCACAUGUGUACCAAUUUUGUAAUGAUGCACAAAUUUGCAGACCUCUUGUUUCAGGAGAUAUAUUCUGUAAUAUUUUCAUUCCCUGAGAGGGCACAACCACUUCAAAACCCACUCUGGGAUCUGAAGCAGGUUUUAUACAUCCCUUUCCUUCCUGUUCUGACACUGUUCAUUUAGUAGAAGAGUAGGAAGACCCACCCAUGUAUAGACCAGGCAAAGUUUACUGAGAAGGGGGCUCAGAGUCUAUGCAAAACUGAGUAAUAGAGCUGUUUCUUAUUGCCCCGUAAGCUUUUUUCACGUUUCAAUUUUUGCAAUUUGAUUGUCUCAGUGCAGUUUGCUUUUGUUUUUGCAAGCAGCUCCUCUUCCUGUUUUUAUUAGUUAUUUCUUCACAGAAGUUAUCCCUCAAAUUGGGAAGAGAUUCCUUUCAGGAAGGUGAUAUAAAUCUGAUAAUCUUCUGAGUUGAUGAAAUUAACCCUUUCAUGCAUGCUCUCCUACCAGUUGAUUUGAAGGAGCCCCACAAUAGGCCCAUUACUCUUUUCUCUUAAAUAAUGAUGGUUCAUUUCUUUACAGUUUCUUUGGAGACUUUGGUUUCAUGUUUGGAGGUAAUCCUCGCCAGCAAGAUAGGAACAUUCCAAGAGGAAGUGAUAUCAUUGUGGACCUAGAAGUUACACUGGAAGAAGUGUACUCAGGAAAUUUUGUGGAAGUAAGCAUGCCAGUCUGCUCCUUAUUAUUCUGUUAAGUUCUGGGGAUAUGGAAGUUAUAUAUUCUUCUUUGAACAUAAAUGAGAGUCUACACUGAAAUUUGGCAUCAGGCUUCUUCUUCCCAUGAAUGGCAUACAGAAAAGUAGAAAAUCGCUAUCACUUUUGUAUUGCUACUGAGAGUUUGUGGUUUCUGCCUUUCCUGGCACUUUUGCCUUUAACAGACCAUACAAUGAAGAAUGUUGUUGUCACCUGAGUGCUUGUUGAGCCAGUCUUGAGGGUAUUGCUAAUGUUCCAGUGGAACAGCUGGUAGUGCUAAUGUUCCAGUGGAACAGCUGCAGCGAUUUUAACUGGUCUAACUAAAGCUUUUGCUAAUUGAUCUUUCUGCCUUUCGUCAUUACUGAGCAGGCUGCCAAGUUAUUUCUGCUUCUAGUGUGUGUAGAAGGAGGUGGCAACAAACUCAAAUUGUGUCUUGCCCUCUGGAGAGUUUUAUGUGAAGUGAAACAAGACUGUGAUGCCAAAAAAAGAAGACUGCUAGUAGUGGUUGGGUCAUAUUUACUGUUGCUUUUUCAGAAACAGUCUUUAACACAGCUUCUACCUUCUGCAAAGGGAGAUAAAUCCCUCCCUCAAUCCUCGAGCAUACUUUGGAUUCAGAGGGGAACAACCAGAGCUGGACACAAAUAAGGGCUGGCUUCUGGUAAGCCGUAUCCAAAUUUGUGGAUUCCUGCUCUAACUGCUGCAGGUAUUCACAAAUCAUUGAAAUAAGUUGUGCUUUUGGUAUUCAUAAGUAGGUCGAGAUUGCGAUUAAUAUUUACUAAACUUACGAGUCGCCUAUGCAGAAAAGGUGUAGGCAAUUUUACAAUUCAAAACAUUAGCAACAUACAAUAUAAGGAAUACUGUACAGUGAUACCUCAGGUUAAGUACUUAAUUCAUUCCGGAGGUCCAUUCUUAACCUGAAACUGUUCUUAACCUGAAGCACCACUUUAGCUAAUGGGGCCUCCCGCUGCCGCCGCACCGCCGGAGCACGAUUUCUAUUCUUAUCCUGAAGCAAAGUUCUUAACCUGAAGCACUAUUUCUGGGUUAGCAGAGUCUGUAACCUGAAGCAUAUGUAACCUGAAGCGUAUGUAACCCGAGGUACCACUGUACACAUUUUAAAAUACAUAAUUUAAUCUUCACCAAUCAACAACUAUCAAAAACACCUGUUCAGACACAUACCUAAAUUAGGAUAUGUUGGUAUCUAACUGACUUGUUCCAUCAGAGUAAGGAUUUCUGCUGCACAAUGGAAUUCCCCCCUGUGUGCCCCCCAGAUCUGUUCUCUGGGUCUCCUCAAUCCUCCAAAAUAGAUUGGGAGAGGGUGCAGGAGGGAUCAAUUGCACAAACAGAGUGCAUUGGAUACUGCCCAUUAAUACAACAGAGACAACCAGUCCCACCCACCAAAUAUAUAAGCAUUUUUAGAGGAAGCAGCAGCACUCUCACUUCUGCUAGGCUGCCUUGUUUUGUCUGUAUAUAUGUAUGUGACAUGCUAGCUGCAAAGCCUAAGGUGGCAAGCUGAGGUAAGUGGAAUGUGUGCGUUUACUCAAGCCAUCAAGACUAAAGUGCUUUAUGUGUGUAAUCUGAAUAUGAGACUCUGGUUCUUUAUAUUUCUGCAGGUUAUUCGAAACAAGCCAGUAGCAAGGCAGGCACCAGGGAAGCGGAAAUGCAAUUGCCGGCAAGAGAUGAGAACAACUCAACUAGGCCCAGGGCGUUUCCAGAUGACCCAAGAAGUAGUUUGUGAUGAAUGUCCCAAUGUCAAGUGAGUCUGAGGUCCUCUGGCUCUUUGGUGCAUGCAUAGUUUGCAAUUAUGCAUCGCUGUUGAAAGUAGCAGAGAGAGAGAAUGGUUACAUUACCACUUUGAGCCACAUGGUGGUGUAUUGUGUAGCUCAUCUAUGGGAAUGAAAGAAGGAGAAAUUGUUGGAAAACCAGGGUUACUGACUGGAAUUUGAAUAAUUGCCCCACCAAUAUAGAUUCCCUGAUAUAUAUUUUUUCCUGUCAAAUAGAGCAUUUCAUUUGUGUUGUGGAAUGGAAUGGAACUUGUGAAUGCUCCCUGCAGCAUUCUUAUAGAUGACUUCUUGAGUCAUCUGGAAACACCUUCUUUCUGUGUACCUUCAAGGUUCCAUAAUGUAGUAAGCCCAACACUUCUGUAGUUCAGUUGCACAGCAUGGUCUGAAUAGCAAAGAAAAGCAAACAUCUCUUCUAUAGUGCAAUCAUUAAAGAAAGAAAGCAUUUUAAAAAAAAAAAAAAAAAAAGAGUACUGCCUUUCUCCCCUGUUUCUUAGGCUUGUAAAUGAAGAACGAACCCUAGAAGUGGAGAUAGAACCUGGUGUGAGAGAUGGUAUGGAAUAUCCCUUUAUUGGAGAAGGUACAAUAUUCCCUUUCUAUCUGGAGUUAAUAUCUUGUUGGGUCUGAGGUAGUAAAGAACUUGGGUGGGGGGUAGAACUUGUCAGAAAAGCUGGUUGAUUUUUCAAAUUGGUUUCCUUUUUGAAAGAACCUGUUUUGGGGCUGGAACAGCAGUAAAGAUUCACCUCUUCUAACUCAGCGCUAUCUACAUAGAACAUUAUCCCCACAGCUACCUUAGCAAUGGCAGUUCCAGAGGAUGCUCUGGUGGAGAGCCUCCAAUUGGCCAUGGGCAACAGCCAUGCCCCCAUCAAUGGCACCAGUUGCAUUAGGCUAUAAUAAGGAAGGGAUGCAGGGUUUCCAUUAGCUCAGCUAAUAAGUCAGGGUUCUUCCCCUGACACCUGGCAGCAGCUAUUCUGUCAGGCAGCAGAGAAGAGAACGAAGACAAGACCACACCAUCAGUACAGCUGAGAAACCAUCAACUUUUGGCACCUCUUUUCCUUUAACACUUUCACCCCAACUAGUCAUUAGAUUUCAAAUAACUUGUACCUGAGUUUACUUAUUUUCUGCCAUCCAAUCCAUUUUACUUUUGUCAUUACUUUGUAGAUGGUAAGUAUGAGGGCAGGGACUUGAGUGAGGAUUUUUUGUCUCUAUCAUCUGUAAGCUACUAUACAAUCCUAUUUGGUGUAAGAGCAGGAUAGAAUUAUUUAAACAUCUUUUUUACUUGGAUCAUGUGACUAUCGGAAAGCUUAUAGGGAAGAAUUGGCUUUGGGUUUCAUUUGUGGGAAGUGAAAUGGUUUUGAAACCAGACCCAAUCCAUAUUCAAACUUCCACAGGUGAACCACAUGUUGAUGGAGAGCCAGGUGACUUGCGCUUCCGAAUAAAAGUUCUCAAGUAAGUCGCUUAGUUAUUUUUGCCUUGUUUACCCAUAAAUUGUUUAACCCCCCCAAAAAAAUCAUAUAUUAACUAGUCACUGUACAAACUUACUUUGCAUAAAUAUUUCCACCCGCUAAGCUGCAGAAGGUUUUGAUGAUCCCCAUAGAAAAUUGUCCCGUCCUGCAAAGACUGAGGUGGAUUUAUUGCCUUUGGCAACAAGAGUGACAGACAGACAGGAUAAUUCACAAAUCUUCAUUCAUUUUUCUAAAGUUAAAUGCUAGAGAGUUUGACAAGUAUUACAGAAAAUUGAUGAAGUAACAAGUAGAAUAUGUUAAUGUUUUCUAACAUCUUUCCUACAGGCACCCAGUUUUUGAGCGAAGAGGAGAUGAUUUAUAUACAAAUGUGACUAUUUCACUGGUUGAGGCUCUUGUGGGUUUUGAAAUGGAUAUUGCCCAUUUAGAUGGGCAUAAGGUAAGGCAGUUUUUUCUAUUUGAGAUAAUACAUUUUCAGAGUAGUCUCCUAUGUUAUUUCCAUGAUAAUUGCAUCUGUUGACACUAAAGUAUGGGGGGGGUUUGCUGAUGUGUCAAAGUAUUUAGUCACAAAUGCCAAUCCUGUAAACUCUUCACCACACUCCCAUCUACUAGGUGCAUGUUGCCCGGGAUAAAACCACAAAGCCUGGAGCCAAGCUGUGGAAAAAAGGAGAAGGUCUUCCCAACUUUGACAACAAUAACAUUAAAGGCUCUCUAAUAAUUACAUUUGAUGUAGACUUUCCCAAAGAGCAGCUGACAAGUGAACAACGAGAAGGUUUGUAUCUAUGUAUCCUAGAAUAGUGUUGCUAUGGUAAAAUCCCACAUGGUUUGAUCAGUAGUUCCAUUUACUGAUAUAUUCUUCAUGCUGAGAUCUGGAAGUUACUUUGUCAUCUAAGUGUCCAUCUUGUGGGUAUCAUUCUGUCAUUUUCCAGUUUUAAGAUUCUGUGUUCAAAGGCAUGCCAUCUAUUAGAAUAGGUUGGCUGCAAGAUAAUGAUUCAACCAGUUUGCUGCAGCCUGUCAGAAAGGGCUGCUCUGGCUAUAACAUGGUCCCAACCACUACAGACAUUGUGACAAAAGUGACAAGAUCUCUUCAGGGGUAUGUUCUGGAAGACUAGGGAUGGUAGGGAGGAGAGCAGCCAUUGCUGCUUUGUACAAUUUUUAAAAUAUUGCUAACUUUUCAAACAGUGAAAUUUGAAAACAGGUCAGGAAUCUUUUCCAGGCGUCUUGCUUGUUCCUAGUCUGCUUUAGUUAUUAACCAAGGUAAUAUCAUUGCUUUUGUAGCAUAUCUGUUUUUCUGUGGGAGUAUUUGCAUAGACAUCAUUCUGGAAGUUUUUCUCAAAACCGUUUUGAGUGAGCCAGACUCAAAGUAUCAGAAUUCAUUUGAUUUUCUUUCCUCCUUGUGACAUAUUUGGAACAUUGUAUGGUUAUUACUUUUUUCAAUCUUUUGCAGGUCUCAAACAACUGCUGAAACAGGCAUCAGUGCAGAAGGUGUACAAUGGACUGCAGGGAUAUUAAGUGGUGACAAAUGAACUUUGUUGCAACUGAGAGAAAUCAGUGCUGUGAACUGCAGUCUUCUGGUUGUUGUAGAACAAAGCUGAGGGGUGUUGGAGUGACUGCUGAGCCCUCCAUUUUUACAAAUAGUGAAGGUGAUUUGGGGACAGAUCAGAAGACGGUAAAAGAAUUUUCCUUAUUUGGGACACAACUGGUGCUCUAUCUGGAGCAAUCAGGCUCCAGCAGUUGAGAAAUGUGAGGCGUUUUAACACACGUACCACGUUUGAAAUUCUGGUUUUAAAAUAUAUUUUGAUGUUACUUUUUCUUGCCCCUCUGAGUGAAUUUUCAUAACUCGUUCCCUAUCCCUCCGAUUUACUUUAUAUUGUCUCUGUUUCAGACUUUUAAACUAAUGGGUUCUUUGCUGCUAUCAUUUUUGGUUCUUGGGCCCAGCUUGGAAAAUAUGGGUUUAAAAUCUUUUCAGUCUCCUAAUUUCUGUACAUACCUAGUCCUCUUAUCACUCACUCUAAUGGAAUUGAGGCAUGAGAAACCCUUAUCUCUGCAGUUGAAAUUUCAUUUGCUUUCUGCAUUGUCCUCUGGGGUUUGACAACUGUCCAGAUACUUCCUAUUGUUUGUACUGUGGAAGUGUACUGUAGCUGUUGCCACCACACAGUUUUGCAUUUAGUUCUACACAAGCAUUGCUGCAGUACAUGACACUGUCCAUGAAAAAUUUUGACAGUUUGCUAUGCAUUUCUAAGAGUGGCAGCAGUACUUACCACUGGGUUUCCUUUAUAGACUAUAGCAAAUGUGUAUGGAUUUGUAAUCUGUGGUUCAUAAACAGACAAUCCAGCAAGCAAAGACUAUGCAGUCCCUUAGACGGAGCACCAUUUGAGUAGAGAAGGUUUACACUUGGUUAUAUGGGGUGAAAGUGAUAAGACUCUCAUUGCUGAUAGAGAAUUUGCUCCAUGCAGCUCCAAAAGAGAAAUGUACUCCCCGCUCCUCCACCUUUGUGCAGCUGUUGCUGCUUUCCCCCUAUUUCUUAGAAACUGCAUCAAAACACUUCCUCCCUAGCCUGUGGUUCAACAAAUUCAGUCUUUGCAUUUUAUGCAAUUGAUGUAAGCCAACAUACUCAUGUAGCCUUCUGUGGGAACUGUAAAGCCAAUUCAUAUUUUACAGAACAAGUAUGUUUGCAGCAAUAAGCGAUGUGGUAACCCCAGCCACUCAGGAACCUAGGACACUUUGAGCUUCCCAUAUGCUUACAAACCAUUGCCUCCAUUUCACACUGCAUAUGGUAUUGUACUCCUGCAAACACUGGGCAUAUAUGCAACACACACUUUUGUAUCUGAAUUUGCCCUUGUUUCCAACUGUUUUGAAGACUUGUUGAUAACACAUACAUUCAUGCAAGACAGAAAGACUCAGAAUGGUAUCCAGCUCUUCCUUUAUCAUCCAAACUCUCCCUUGGCUAAUGAGCACAGCAAUCUUAAAAAUCUUUCAGGCUCCUGAAGUAUAUCCCCUGCAAUUAGUUGUGUAUGUUUCAAUAUGGCUUAUGUUCUCUUCUUGGUGAAAUGUUAGCUGGAUUUUUUUUCUUUAUAUAUCAGCUCCUUGUGCUGGAUAAGAGUGAAUCAGUGCUUAUUUUCUCUGCUGAAGAUGAAAGUGUUGUAUUGGCACUAAUACUAUCUGAAAUAACAAUGUAUUGUCACCAUAAUCUAUGUGAACAGAGAACUAGAGAUAGAUUAGCAUUGAAAGUGUCCACAUAACUGUUGAUAAGUUGGAGUGAUUUUAUAAAAAAUAUCCAGCAUUUGCUACAUUCAGAAAGCCAGCCCCUUCCUAUCCUUCCUCCUACUGUUGAAAGUAUUUUUAUGUAUAAAGAGAAGAGGCCUUAAAGAGAGAGCUGGAAGGGUUUUGGGGUUGCUUUUAGUAAAGAACCUUUACCAUUUCAAAGCAGAAAGAGACAAGUUUGCUAUUUUGCAGAAAUAGUAGAGUUUUACCUAUUUGGGGUGUAACCCAGUGAGGCUUGAUUGAGCAGAUGUCUAAUGUUCCUAAGAGCAUUUUUAAAUGAGUUUUGGCUUUCCACUCAGAUCUGUUGCAAGGAUAAGAUGUGUAGAGUUGAGGAGCAACUCCUGGUUUGUCCCUUGCUGCUGUAAUCUCAAGGAAGUCUGUGGAAAGAAAGUUAAUGGGAGUCCUGGCUUCUGGAAGUGUUCUUGUAUGCUCAGUACUAGCUUCAGUAAGAGAAGCACUCUUUCUAGCUUGGCUUCCUUUUCAUCAAAGUAGACAUCUCUGUGGCUCUUGAUUCCUCCUCCACCCCCACUCACUCACCCAGUCAAUAGAUAUUCCUGAGAUGUUGGGUUGUUAUUGUUGAAACUUAUCAUUCUGCAUUGCACGCUAUAUAUCCAAGGGAGGUAUGAAGAUAUAACAAGAGUCACACAUGGCUUUCUUCUCCAAAAUCUGCUGAAGUAUACCACAGUGCCUUGGAUAUACCUGCCACACGAAACACUACAGCAGAGCUUUCCAAACUGUGUCGUGACACUUUAGCGUGUCGGCUGCAGCGUUUAGGUGUCUUGCGCGAUAUGUGUCUGUAUCUCUUAUAAGGGGUUAGUUUGAGCUCUGGUUUGCUAGGAGAACUGAAUGUGUCGCAGAGUGAUGCAUGUCAAAAAGGUGUGUCACCAACAUGAAAAGUUUGGAAAGCUCUGCACUACAACAUGAUCUCACUGCUGCUUCUGAAGACUAGGGACAGUGGUGCAAUGCCCAGUUCUGGAUCCAGAAUCAUUCAAACAUCCCUUCUCAUCAAGCAUUCUGUUUCAACAGCGGUCAGCCAGAUGAUUCCAGAAAGCCAACAAUCUGGGCAUAAAGGCAGUAGUUUGUACAUGCAUGCACACACAGACACACACUCUCACUACAGCAACAUGAUGCCUCAAAAUGGAGGCUCCAUUCAGCCAGUCUUUCUAAUAGCCAUGGAUAGACCUAUACUUCAUUAAUUAGUUUGGCCCAAGAGCCAUUACCACAUUUUGUGGCAUGUGAAGACUUUAUUUUAAAAACUAUUCAUCGAUCCCAUCUCAAUAUCUUACGCUGUUGGACUGAAAUAAUGUCAAAUAGGAGCAGUAAUAAUUCCCAGAUUUAGGAUGCUUUAAAGGAGGCUGUGAUUGAGCAAAACGAGGUUCAGGUAUGUUUUUAUGCUGUGCUUCUGUGGUGUCAGUCCAUUGAUGUGGGUGAAACACUAAAGUUCUAUGGGGAGAGGCUGUUUGCCCUGGUAGUAAUGACAGGAGAUGGAAAGAUUCCUGUGAGACCGGUAGUGAUCUUGCUGUUGUUCUACAGCCCAUCUUAUUCUUACAGGUAGAUGUGAGGCAAGGGAUACAGAUUUAUAUAGACAUUGGCUUGUUUCUUCAUAUGAAUUUUUUUAAAAAAAAAGAGGGAUGGGAGGAAUUUGAAUCAGUUUACAUUUAAAUGCUAACCUACCUAAUCCACACUUUCUUUAAAAAAAUACACAAAAAUACACCAAGCAAAAUAUAAGCCAUCCUUUGAAAUUCACCCUUCUCCGAAUUUUGCAAUGUAGCUCUCCAGCCACAUAACGUGUACAAAAAUGCAUAUAUUGGUGAAAUGACAUAGAAAUUCACACUAAAAUAAUGAAUUUACAUAAGGACUCUUAAAAUAAAAUUCUGAUUGAUGUGGAAAUGUGGAGAAGUGGACUUAAAAUUGGAAAGAUGAGAAACGGAAUUGGGCAGAUUCACCCAUCCCAACUUCAUUGUUCUUCUGUGGUGUUUGGUUAUCCCAUCUGCAGAGCUGCUGGUCCAUAUAAUACUUCAGAUGCUAUCUCUUCCCGCCUGUGCAUAGGAAGAUGCAAAGAGCUAGUGCCAUUACAGCAAGGGCACCAAGGCUGAUGCCUACCACCAGUGGAGUGUGUGAACGUCCUUCAUGUUUCCCUGUAAGGC
Messenger RNA from Podarcis lilfordi (Lilford's wall lizard), 17428 nucleotides. The record is from the annotation of a GenBank genome assembly. NCBI's taxonomy places the organism in Eukaryota, Metazoa, Chordata, Lepidosauria, Squamata, Lacertidae.